AUGGGACGCUCUUGCUGCGGAAGCACGUCCCCUCAAGCAGAUGCGAUUGAGAAGGUAGAUGCAAAAAAGCCAGAUACAUCCUCUGUGAAUUGCGGUGGCGGUCCAUUAUCGGAGACGUCCAGUCAAGAGAACUCUCGUGAGGACGGCGCUGUCCAAAACAAUGACAAAAUAAGUCACGACAAUACCAAUACAACGUCAUCCGCCGAAACUACAGACCCCUGGUGCAAGGCGCCUACCGAUACCAGCAAGGGUAAGGCUCCGCCCGGGACUUGCGAGGGAGGCUGCUGCGACGACCUGUCUGCCGAGGCUUUUGGUAAAGGGAAUGCCCCUUCUAUUGGUGCUUCUGCUUCCAAAGAAGCUUGUUGUGCAGACAAUUCUACCACCGAAGCUGGGAUGACAAACUGCAGUGUUUCUUCAGGCUGCCCUCGCACACACGCCAGCUCCGGUACCCCAUGGUCGAGCGAACCUGCUACUUCCGUCGGACCUAUUGUGACAGAGUGCUGUGAGGGCAAGACUUCUCCCUGCUGUAAUGAGACCUGCCUCGACCGUCUGGCUUUACUUGAGUGUGAUACGGGGUCCAGCACCCAUUGCAUGGCAGUAGCUGGACACGCUUUGCCUUCGACAUCUACACAGGCGGAACGUGCAAAAACCAAGCGUAGAGCUUGCGACCGUCAUCGUCGCUCGGUUAGAGAGCAAUAUUCUGCUAGGCUUACAGCACUCGGAUGUAUCUGCCGUGCUCUUCUUGCCCUUGGCAAAGAAUCAUGCUGCGAGCCUCGAAAGCGCUCUUCGCUGGAGAAGGGGCGGUGCUCUGAACGACCAUUGAGACAGUCUCUAUCGCGCGUUUCGGUUGGAUCUCGCAGCACAAGCGGCACGUCCACCAGUCAAUCGCCGCUUCGAAGUACCGAUCGGGACCGAAAGAAUAAAAACGUACGCGGUAUUGAGAAGUGUGCCAGUCUAGGUUGCUGCAAGCCCAAUAUUACCACAUCCAGCGACAACUUCACCGGUCCGUGUGUCUCUGAAGCAGACGAGAGGAAAAUCAAGUCAGCGGAUGAUUCCUGUGCUGAUAUUUGCUACACCUCCAAAAGGCCGUCCUCGCCCAAAGAGAAGAAGAGUGGGGCUGGUAGUAUUGCUCGUGAUCUGGAGGGCCAGGCCAUAGGUGUCGAGCAUGUGGUUCUCUCGAUAUCUGGUAUGACUUGCACUGGCUGCGAGACGAAACUCAACAGAACGCUCGCGACAGUGACAGGUGUCAAGAACUUGAAGACAAGUCUAGUUCUCUCUCGAGCUGAAUUCGACUUGGACCUCAAUCUCUCAACUGUGGACUUUGUCAUGAAGCACUUGGAGCGUACUACGGAGUUCAAAUGUGAGAUUAUCACGGGUAACGGGUCAACUAUGGAUAUCAUUGUUCCUGGUGAUCCAUUUUCGAUCAUCAACCAUACUUGGCCAGAAGGCGUAACUGACAUAUCCAUCGUGGAGGAUCGUACCGUUCGCGUUUCCUUUGAUCCACAAGUGGUUGGAGCACGAGAUCUCAUUGAAAAACACUGGGGUGGGAUAGCAAAGCUUGCGCCCAUCUGUGGUGAUCCAGCACUCGCAGCUGGAAGCAGGCAUGUCCGCCAUUCCGGUUUCAUGACUCUCUUAUCUGCAGUCCUCACGAUCCCAGUGUUGGUGAUGGCAUGGGCCCCCAUCCCAGAGAGAGAAAUCGCCUAUAGCUCUGCCUCACUGGCCUUGGCUACUAUCAUUCAGGUUCUGAUAGCAGGACCUUUCUACCCCAAAGCUUUGAAGGCUCUUGUCUUCUCGCGAGUAAUUGAGAUGGAUCUUCUUAUCGUGUUGAGUACCAGCGCGGCAUACAUUUUCUCUGUGGUCUCUUUCGGCUUUCUGGUUGCUGGUAAACCUCUUUCUACUGGCCAGUUCUUCGAGACAAGCACACUUCUGGUGACGUUGAUCAUGUUCGGACGAUAUAUCGCCACGCUUGCCCGACAAAAGGCGGUCGAGUCAAUCUCCAUUCGCUCACUUCAGGCCCAAACCGCCCUUCUUGUGGACGAAUCACACUCUUCAGAGGCUCGAGAAAUCGACGUCAGGCUUCUGCAAUACGGGGACACGUUCAAGGUCCUGCCAGAUAUGAGAAUCCCUACUGACGGAACUGUUUCAUCUGGCUCAUCUGAAGUGAACGAGUCGAUGCUCACUGGAGAGUCCCGACCUGUCGAAAAGAAUCCCAAAUCCCGUGUCAUUGCAGGGACAAUCAACGGCUCAGGAAGUCUGCUUGUCAGGUUAACUCGCCUCCCAGGUGACAACGCCAUUAACACUAUCGCCGCCAUGGUUGAUGAAGCCAAACUUUCUAAGCCAAAGAUCCAAGAACUUGCCGACAAAGUGGCUUCCUAUUUUGUUCCGGUCAUUGUGGCCUUGACUAUCAUCACAUUCGUUAUCUGGGUGGCUGUUGGCAUAGCAAUGCAAGGCAAGACUGGAUCCGAAGCGACCGUCCAGGCUAUCACCUACGCCAUCACAGUGCUUAUAGUCUCCUGCCCUUGCGCCAUUGGUCUUGCCGUACCGAUGGUGGUUGUGAUCUGCAGUGGUAUUGCGGCGGAGCGAGGCGUGAUAUUUAAGUCCGCAGAUUCCAUCGAAGUUGCCCAUAGAGCCUCUCACAUGGUCCUUGACAAGACAGGAACCCUGACCCAAGGAAAGCUCAGCGUAGUCGUUGAGCACUAUCUUGAAAACGGAGAAUCAUGCCUGUCAAUUCUUUUGGGCCUGGUCGGCGACAGCAAGCACCCGGUUUCGGUGGCUGUUGGUAAUCAUCUUAAGCAAAAGGGGGUUGUUGCAACAGCUGUCCCCGACGUCAAAAGCUUGACCGGCCGAGGUGUGGAAGCGAACCUAGCUAGUCAAACGCUACAAGCUGGGAAUUCUCGCUGGCUAGGGCUUUCCACCCAUCCCCUGGUGCAGCCGGUGCUUACACAAGGCUAUACCGCGUUUUGCUUCGCCAUCGACGGGGUGCUACUUGCAGUCUUUGGUCUCGAGGACUCUCUCCGAGCUGAUGCAACCCACGUGGUCAAUUCUUUGCAGAGUCGCGGCGUGUCGGUUCAUGUGAUAUCCGGCGAUGAUGAAGGUGCCGUGCAAAAUGUGGCCACAAAGUUACGAAUCCCCGAGGGCAACGUCCAUGCCCGCAGCUCUCCGGCGGACAAGCAGGUCUAUAUCAAAAACCUCCUGGGCAAUUGCUCGCAUGGUAAGGUGCCGAUUGUCAUCUUUUGCGGUGAUGGCACUAAUGACGCCGUGGCGCUUGCGCAAGCAACAAUCGGUGUUCACAUGAACGAAGGUACUGAUGUUGCCCAGUCUGCAGCUGAUGUCGUUCUUAUGCGUCCAGAUCUGUCUGGCCUUCUCACCAUGAUGGAUGCUAGCAAGGUCUCUGUGAGACGUAUCAAAUUCAACUUCGUCUGGAGCUUUGUCUACAACACAUUUGCCGUCCUCCUAGCGGCUGGGGCCUUUGUCAACGCCAGAAUUCCGCCCGAGUUUGCGGGCCUGGGGGAGCUAAUUAGCGUAUUGCCCGUCAUAAUCGCUGCUGUGCUCUUGCGAUGGUCUAAGAUCUAG
Messenger RNA from Penicillium egyptiacum, 3573 nucleotides. NCBI's taxonomy places the organism in Eukaryota, Fungi, Ascomycota, Eurotiomycetes, Eurotiales, Aspergillaceae. The record is from the annotation of a GenBank genome assembly.